Molecule: messenger RNA, 1941 nt
Organism: Ochotona curzoniae (black-lipped pika)
Lineage: Eukaryota; Metazoa; Chordata; Mammalia; Lagomorpha; Ochotonidae
Gene: IKBIP
Product: IKBKB interacting protein
Exons: 3
Coding region: 143-1261 (372 amino acids)
Source: RefSeq, a predicted model, not a curated record
AAAAAAAGGGACGGGUUUCUGGGCGGCGCCAAGGCUGCGAGGGGGCGCGGUCACCCACGACGAGGCGCAGGCGGCCACGUCCCCCACCCCUGUCGGGUGAAGAAGCCCGCCCCGGUUUGUCUUACACUCGCGGCCUCCAGACAUGUCCGAAGUGAAGAGCCGGAAGAAAUCAGGGCCGAAGGGAGUCCUCGCGGACCCCGGGCAGCGGAGCGAGGGCGGGAGGAACGCGGAGCCCCGGGGCGGCGGGCGCUGGGCAGACCCCCGCACGGGCCUCAGCCUCCUGUCGCUGGGGACGUGUCUGGGCCUGGCCUGGUUUGUAUUCCAGCAGUCAGAAAAGUUUGCAAAGGUACAAAAGCAGUAUGAGUUACUGAAACUAGAAACCUCCGAUUUCCAAGGACUACAAAGCAAAAUCAAGUUACUUUCAGAAAAGCUUGAGUCUACUGAGAGUACCCUGCAGGAAGCUGCAGCGUCCGCGUCUUUGCUGACCCAGUUUGAGCAGCAAGUUUCCAGCCUCCACAGUGCCAUGCACGGCGUGCAGGACGCUGAAGAAGCGCUCAGCCAGAAGAUGCAAAAGCUGCAGCAGAAGCUCCAGAAUAGUACCGAUUUCUGGAAGAGAACGCUGGAAGAAAUGAAUGUGAACACAGACACGUUCAAGUCAGAAGCCAAGCAGAUACAUUCUCAAGUCACUGUCCAAAUUAACUCAGCUGAGCAAGGGAUAAAGCUGCUCACUGAACGGCUCCGAGAUUUGGAAGACAGCACACAAAGAAACAUUAGAACAGUGCAACGACAAGAGGAGGAAGACCUUCUGAGAGUGGAGGAGCAGCUUGGCUCCGACAGCAAAGCAGUGGAGAAGUUACGAGAGGAGCAGCACGCGCUGCUCGCCAGGGAUGAGGAUCUCACUCAUAAACUGGCCGACUACGAGCCCCGAGUGGAGGAAUGCAAGGCGCACCUGCCAGCCAUCGAAGAUGCUAUUCGCUCCAUUCUCAGAGUCUCUCAGGAUCUGCUAGGAACAGAGAAGAAAAUGGAAGACUUGACCCUGCAGAUGUUCAAUAUGGAAGAUGACAUGCUGAAAGCCGUAUCCGACAUCAUGGAGAUGCAGAAAACCCUGGAGGGAAUGCGGUAUGACAACAGCAUACUGAAGAUGCAGAACGAACUGGACGUCCUCAAAGGAAAAGUUCGACAUUUUGUAGCGUAUUCAAGAGAAAAGGGGACUUUAGAAGGUCAUAACCUAGAAAAUAAAGAAAGUGCUGACGACUUCUAAAUUCCCCACGUUUACUCUGGUGAGCCCCAUCCUGUAUUAACCUGACGAAGUCCAUGUUUUUCAGCUUGCAGACGCCUCAUUCUAUCCUGCACUAUUGGAAACCGCGAUCUCCAGCACAUGGACUGGCCACAGCGUUUCUCCUUUUAAACUCUCCAAGUUUCAUUUUAACCACUUGAGAUAGAAAUUAUUCUAAAAUAUAUUUCUUUUUAGAACAAUACACUUAAUAUUUUUAAAACAUUUUUCUAAUAGCUAAUGGAUUUUAUUCUGAAUUUUGCUUGUUAUAUUGGACCCAAGUAAGUGCUGACGCAAGGAACUAUUGAAGAAUUUUCACUAUUUCAUUAAGUUGCUGUUUUUCAAGCCUAUGUCCAUUUGUUAUACCAUUUCUGUCAACUUGUUUUGCCGUUGGAUUGGGCAGUAAUGUGCCAGUCGCAGCCAAUUCUUCUCGUCCCUCUGUAAUUCACUGCGAGAUAAAAAUCCUUACAACCCAAGUUUACAGGAAUUUUGUCCAAAAUAAAACAUAACGAGGGAGAGCCCGGCGGCUGGGCUGUGUGUUACUGUGCACUUUCUCAAAAGCAUGAACCCUGGGAAAUGCUUUACUUUUUAUUAAGGUUCUAAACUGUGUUAAAGACACCAGUACAACUUUUUUUGGUACAAUUCAGUUUGGACUUACGUAAGACCUU